CAUUAAUUCAAUUAACACAAUUUACAUUUUGACAUGGAUCACAAAGAAAAAAAAUGUAAUUGCUGAAUGUCAAGGUAAGUUUUCUGAAAAGCUAAAUCACAGAUGUCACAACUCGUACAUUCUCGUCUAAAUCCAUGCCCUUCCCUUAAUAGGUGAGGUUUAAACCGCCCUUCCAACUUAAUGUCACUUUUUCUUAAACCCAGAAAAUAUUUACUAAGAUGCAUUGUACAUUAACAGCUGGCCACUGAGCAGCUAUGUGAUGCAUUUUUAGUUGCUUAUAAUCCUAUCCUUGCGUGCCUGACACAUUUUAGUCUAGUACGCUGUGGUCCGUCUGGUCAGAUCUGACCUUUUUAUUCCAUAGAAUUUAGUGUUGCCACUAUGUUUUAUCCACUUGACAGACCUAGCGAUGCUUGUUCAUAGGCAGGCAUGCCCUGGUUAAUAAUAAUGUCAAGUACUAUUUCAAAUGAUAUUCAAUCUGCUCAAAAGCAAGGAUCUAGGAAUCAGAUUAAAAUCCCCAUGGGAAGCAUGGCAUUAAAGUUCGACAUUGCUUACACUUUUACAUAAUGUAUGAAUUAUUGAAGUGUAUCCAUGUCAGACACAACUUAGCAUAGAAGACACAUUGCCCAGGAUAAAAAGGUCGCCUUACAAGAUGUGAAUGCACCUGUAAAAAGUCUCCCCAUAUGACACUGACGAUAGCUAUCUUGUUUAUACGAAUAUGUAAUUCCAACGUUAAUCGAUACGAUUUACGAUUAAUUCUUUUUACGCAUAGCAAUAGCAAACAUACGUUUUCACAAUUAUGUUAUUGCACGAGACGCUGUCGCACUAAAUUAAACAGGUGAUGCUUAACCUGUUUACCCCAAACUGAUAAUAACUAAGCAGGGUGGGGCAGUGCGCAUGCGCGGUACCUCUUUGUGGCCCUUCUCUUCUUGGUGCUUGCCUGGUCUUCAGUGACCUAUUCCAGCAGUAAAUCCUAAGGAUAGGACUGUUAGGCAAAGAUAUAACCACUCAUUUGACAUUAUUAGUAAGGCUGCACUGUACAAACCUAUCUUACUAUAGGCGGAAAUCGUCCGACAGGCACAGAUCGCCCAGGGCGUCGACUGGCCAACAAGCAGAGCAUCCAUUCAUCCCUUCAUUGGCAGCUGAGGUGCUCCAGUCGAGCUAGCUAGCGUUAGCCAAGAGGUAGUGGGCAGCUGUGUCGGAGGGAUCUUCAAACAUGUCGGGUUACCAAGGAAAGAAGAACAUUCCACGAAUUACAAGUGACCGUCUCCUGAUCAAAGGAGCAAAGAUAGUGAAUGAUGAUCAGUCAUUCUUGGCUGAUAUCUACAUGGAGGAUGGAGUCAUCAAGCAACUAGGCGACAACCUCAUUGUUCCCGGGGGAGUUAAGAUCAUAGAGGCUCAUGGGAGAAUGGUGAUGCCUGGGGGCAUUGACGUGCACACCCGAUUCCAGAUGCCUGACCGAGGCAUGGUGGCAGCAGAUGACUUCUACCAGGGCACUAAGGCGGCCCUGUCUGGGGGGACCACUAUGAUCAUUGACCAUGUGGUGCCGGAGCCUGGUGGCAGCCUGAUUGCAGCUUUCAAACAGUGGCGGGAGUGGGCUGAUGGCAAGUCCUGCUGUGACUAUUCUCUGCAUGUGGACGUCACCGGGUGGAACAAAGGCACUCAAGAAGAGAUGGAGGCCCUCGUGAAGGAUCAUGGUGUCAACUCUUUCCUGGUCUAUUUGGCUUAUAAGGAUGUUUUCCAACUUUCUGACUCUGAGAUCUAUGAAGUGUUCAGUGUAAUCAGAGACCUUGGAGCCAUUGCACAGGUGCAUGCUGAGAAUGGAGACAUCAUUGCAGAGGAGCAGAGACGUAUUCUAGAGCUGGGGAUCUCUGGCCCUGAAGGACAUGUACUUAGCCGCCCAGAGGAGGUGGAGGCCGAGGCAGUCAAUCGAUCUGUCACCAUAGCAAAUCAGACCAACUGUCCCCUCUACAUCACCAAGGUGAUGAGCAAGAGUGCUGCUGAUGUCAUUGCCCUUGCCAGGAAAAGGGGUGCCGUGGUUUAUGGAGAGCCCAUUUCUGCCAGCUUGGGCACAGAUGGUACCCAUUACUGGAGCAAGAACUGGGCAAAGGCAGCAGCCUAUGUCACUUCUCCACCACUCAGUCCUGAUCCCACCACACCCGACUACCUCAACUCUCUGCUGUCAUGUGGGGACUUGCAGGUGACUGGUAGUGCUCACUGCACUUUCCAGACAUCUCAGCGUGCAAUAGGCAAAGAUAACUUCACCCUCAUCCCAGAGGGCACUAACGGCACUGAGGAGAGGAUGUCCCUAAUCUGGGACAAAUGUGUUGUGACUGGCAAGAUGGAUGAGAACCAGUUUGUGGCGGUGACCAGCACGAACGCGGCCAAGAUCUUUAACCUGUUCCCUCGCAAGGGUCGUAUUGCCGUGGGGUCUGAUGCCGACCUCGUGCUGUGGGACCCAGAUUCCACUAAGAUCAUCUCAGCUAAGACCCACAACCUGGCUGUGGAGUAUAACAUCUUUGAGGGCACAGAAUUGCGCGGAGGUCCUGCGGUGGUGAUCAGCCAGGGCAAGAUUGUGUUGGAGGAGGGCAGCCUUCACCCCACGGAGGGCUGCGGUCGCUACAUCAGCCGCAAACCCUUCUCUGACCACGUUUACAAGAGGAUAAAGGCUCGCAGCAGGCUCACAGAGUUGCAAGGAGUCCCCAGGGGCCAGUAUGAUGGGCCGGUGUGUGAGGUGACUGUGACCCCAAAGGUGAUGUCCACCAUCUCCUCAGUGAAGACUUCCCCUGCCAAGCAGCAGCAGCAGCAGCAGCAGAUUACUCAGCAGCCAGUGCGCAACCUUCACCAGUCUGGCUUCAGUCUGUCUGGUGCCCAAGUUGAUGACAACAUUCCUCGUCGCAGCACUCAACGCAUUGUGGCUCCACCUGGUGGAAAAGCCAACAUCACCAACCUCGGCUAGGCUCUUUCCUAAACUGAGCUGGGGUGCAGGGCGACACGGGACCAGAGGCCACUCUGCUGUCACAUCACAUUUGGUCACCUCUGACUCACCCUCACCCCACCCACAAGCACUCCAUCCAUUCAUAUUCACACACUACCAUUAUGUCACUUUGUGCAACAAAAAAAGAGGAAAGCACUAUUCCAUACUGUUUCAUCUUUCCUGCCAUAUUCCAUUGACAAGGAAGGAUCAUGUGAAUUGAAGCAGAUUUUUUUUUUUUUUUUUUAAAGCCCAGUUUGGUUGUGGAUGAAAUUUAUUUGUUUACAUUUUUGUAUAAUUUUUGCUGUACAUGUUUGAGCUGUUCGGUUGCCCUCUUGGCUCACAAAGUUAACAGAAAAGAAGAGGUUAGUUUCAUGGGCAGGCAUUUUAGAAACUGCAGGUGUUUACAAUCUUUCUCAAUGCGCUGUUCAUUUAACAGAAGUUAUAAUGCGCUGGUGUUCUUGUGACUGCGCCACCAUUAGGUGAAAAGCCUCCAUUGUCCAUUUUGUAACACUGUUGAGCUGUAAGGUUGAUGUUUUAGUACUAAAAUGUGACAUUGUUGACACAAAAAAAAUCAAAAUACUAAUCAUGAAAGAUCAGACUGAAGAACAUGGUUUCUUCAUCUCAACAUCUAAUGCUAUCUGAAGUUUGCAGUAUUUAAUCUUUGUGUAGUUACUGUGUAAAACAGAACAAAUCACCUCGGUCCUCCUUUUGAGUUAUAGUUGCACUCUUCAUUAAAAAAUAAAUAUUUUUAAAUAUAUCACGUUAACUCAUUUUGGGAGACGCUGACUGCACUGAAAGGAAAAGAAAGCUGCUCAUUCAACUCCGCCCUGAAUAUGGGUAGGGGUGGAAGAAAUGGCUGGCACAUAACAUUUUGUCUGAGUCACGUGAACCUUUUCCCUCAUCUCAUCUUUUAGUUUUUUCCUCGUGUUUAUUAAAAGGUUGUGAGGGCUAAAAGCUUCAAAUAAUCCGACCGGUGUGUAUUGUUCAGGAAUCAGACCGACACUACGAAGAAGCUUUGCUGACGACUGCUCUGCACCUGGUGCUAUAUGACCGUUGCUGUAUAUGUGCAGAUGAUGUCCACACCCACACAGCACUCACCAUUUACCCAGUUUUGACAACAUUUGUUUUGCACUCGUAAAGAUCCAAAUGAUAAAAAUAUAUGUGAGCUUGCAACUUUUUAUUUGUAAUGGAUAUGUCUGUAUGUUUUAGGAUAUUUGUUGAAUCAAACUACUUGCCUGCCUGUUCCGUAAGAUAUUGAUAGCGCACUGUAUCUAUGAAGGCUCUCUUUAAAGAAGUAGAACCAUGAUCUUUGAGACCUGAUGAAAAAUGCUUCGGUAUGUAUAUGAAAUCCCCCACAGUGUGUUGAUGAUGUGUCCUCUGUUCUCGGUGUUAGUGUCGUGAAUGACUUAUCAGAUAUCCAGUUUCUCAUUUCUUAGCCCCUCUACCUGCCCAACACUGAUGACACCAGAUUCAUUCGAGGUUGUAACUGUGUUCACUAAACCACAGUCAGUUUCACGGCACUGUGCAGCCAUACAGUAAAACACUGGAUUAUUUCUUCCUCA
Cyclopterus lumpus (lumpfish) is the source of this 4536-nucleotide messenger RNA. It is a transcript of the gene dpysl2a, whose product is annotated as dihydropyrimidinase like 2a. Gene Ontology annotation, molecular function: hydrolase activity, acting on carbon-nitrogen (but not peptide) bonds, in cyclic amides. Lineage: Eukaryota; Metazoa; Chordata; Actinopteri; Perciformes; Cyclopteridae. The transcript is spliced from 14 exons. The coding region runs from base 1214 to 2956 and encodes 580 amino acids. Gene Ontology annotation, cellular component: cytosol; cytoplasm. The record is from RefSeq and is a predicted model, not a curated record.